UAUGAGUUCACCGACAGUAAGACUUUUUUCAUUAGUACCAGAAAAUUAAGCACGAGAUGUUUAUGCUAACUGUCACGAAUGCUCAUCGGUGUUAGUAGAUAGCUCCCGUGAGCGUCGGGCUUAAACAGGACCUAUACAUUGACAAGUGCGAUGUCUAUUUACCUCAUUGGUGCUUUGUGCGGAAUGGCUGUGGCGAUCCUGAUUAUCACUCUUAUCCUUCUAUGGCGGGGAUCGUGUCGGCCUAAGAAAAAAGGAGAAAAGAAUGAAAACAGCGCAGAAAAUGUUAUAAUUAAAACAAACUCAUCGGUGAUUCCUGGGAUCCUCGACGAAGUAUCAGUACAGCCGUUGGAUAAUAUAACUGACCCCGAUAAAGACACAUGCAGCGGAGGCGCAACAUCGGACUCGAGCGGGAGCGACUAUGAGACAAAGAUUGGAACCGUAAAGACGAAUCUUUAUCCAAGACAGGAGUUGAUAACAUUAUCAUGCGAAGGAGGCACAGGGAGCAGAGGCAAACUACAUGUCAAAUUAUUUUAUGAUUUUGACCGAUCGGACUUUGUUGUGGAACUAUUAGAAGCUUCUAACCUACCGCGAAUGGAUACGUUUGGUGGAAGCAGCGACCCAUAUGUAAAAUUGAUGCUUGAGCCAGACCCGGACAGGAAAGUAAAAAUCUCCACUGUUCAGAAACGUUCACUAAAUCCUGUGUUUAACGAAAUCUUCAAGUUUCCCGGAACAUACGAAGACAUGAACGCUCAAUCAUUACGAUUAAAAGUCUACGACUUCGAUAAGAUGAAAAGGCACGAUAUAAUAGGCGAGGUGGUUAUUCAACUGGCAGAGGUGGACAUCUCCAGGCAAGUCGAAAUAUGGGCUGAUUUGCAAGAACCAUCAUUA
Anneissia japonica is the source of this 888-nucleotide messenger RNA. Its product is annotated as synaptotagmin-6-like. Gene Ontology annotation, biological process: regulation of dopamine secretion; calcium-ion regulated exocytosis; cellular response to calcium ion. Gene Ontology annotation, molecular function: calcium-dependent phospholipid binding; syntaxin binding; clathrin binding. NCBI's taxonomy places the organism in Eukaryota, Metazoa, Echinodermata, Crinoidea, Comatulida, Comatulidae. The record is from RefSeq and is a predicted model, not a curated record. Gene Ontology annotation, cellular component: membrane.